Messenger RNA from Mytilus trossulus (common blue mussel), 903 nucleotides. RefSeq lists its product as uncharacterized. The transcript has 4 exons. Bases 28 to 903 code for a protein of 291 amino acids. Lineage: Eukaryota; Metazoa; Mollusca; Bivalvia; Mytilida; Mytilidae. The record is from RefSeq and is a predicted model, not a curated record.
GUGACUGUGCAAACUAUAACUUUUACGAUGACUUCAAUCUCAGUGUAUCUAUUUUGUUUUUGUUUUCUUUCCUUCUCGUUAACUUUCGUGGAAUGCAGAAAUAACCUCAGAGCAAUGAAUGUUGCGGAACUUGAUGUUAACAUUGUCAAAAGUAUUGACAAGGAAGCUCGGAAACAGUUGUUGUUCCUGAUUGCAAAUCGCUUAAAUGAUACUGUAUCUACACAAUCUGUUUUGGCGGGAAACUGCCAAAAUAAACUAAACAGUACAAUAAAUGGAUGUUCUACCUGCAAAACAGAUCUUUGUGCUAACGUACAAAUUCCAUCUUUAUUUGAGGAAGUGCUUAGUAAAAUUUCAAUAGCCAAUUACCGUCCGGUAACCUACGCCGGAGAAGUAAUGAAGGAAAUUGCACAAUGGGCAGUUGGAUCUAAAGAUUUCUUUGGAUAUCGAUUGGGUCCGUUUCUUGAAAACAUAGGAGAAGAUCUGAUAGAAGUUGCUAAGGUGCUUAUAAAAGGCGGGAAAUAUAUAGCAUCACCUGCUGCUGAGGCGUUCCGGUCGCUUGGCGGAUCAAUUACGAAAGCCGGAAGGGAGAUAAUUCAAGCUGUAAAGGGGGAUGUAAACAAUAUUAUAGUCAAUUUAAAGGGGCUUAUUGGUAAGCCUUUUGAAGACUUUGAAAAUACAUUGAACACAGUUCGUCAGAUAGUAUCAGAAAAAGCACCUGUCGUUAUAGAUGCUAUAAAAGAUGCAGUCUUACCUGUUUGGGAAAAAAGGAAUAAUUUACAUCCUUACAUUUUUCUAUCUGCCGCCGUCAUCCAUGAGGACAAUUACAACAAUACAUUAAAAGAUAAAAUAUAUUCCACGUGUACACAGUGUUACCUCAAAUACAUUGAGCCAUUAUUUAAAUAA